Molecule: messenger RNA, 5074 nt
Organism: Colossoma macropomum (tambaqui)
Lineage: Eukaryota; Metazoa; Chordata; Actinopteri; Characiformes; Serrasalmidae
Product: C-type lectin domain family 4 member M-like
Exons: 4
Coding region: 3055-3534 (159 amino acids)
Biological process (GO): biological process involved in interspecies interaction between organisms
Cellular component (GO): external side of plasma membrane
Molecular function (GO): fucose binding; D-mannose binding
Source: RefSeq, a predicted model, not a curated record
UUGCCAGAAGAGUUGAAGCUGUUAUAGCUGCAAAGUGUGGGCCGAGAUCAUUUUAAACCCUAUGGAUUAAGAAUGGGAUAACACUCAAUUUCAUAUGCGUGUGGAGGCAGACGAGCAAAUACUUUUGGCAAUAUAGUGUAGCUGUUGUGAAAAAUACAUACUGAUCUGAACAGGUAACUCAUAGAUUUGGCUUAUGGUAGAGUUGCAGAUACUGCAGUAUUUAAGACAACAAGUGCUGUAGCUAUAAGAGUUGCUGUGGUUGUUGUAGCCAGGUUUUUGUGGCCUAAUGAGUGUGGAUGGGAGGAAUUGCAGGCAGUUUUAAGUCCUGGAAGUUCAGAAUAUAGUUGUAAAGCUAUUAUUAUAUUUUCACUUAUAACAGACUAGUACUUGUGAACGUCUGGAACGUCUGUUAAAAUAUAGUUACUGAGUAGCACCUAUGAGAUGAAAUAGCAUGGUAUACAAGCGCGCAGUGUGUUGAUGUGUUGAUGUUGUGAAUUGUGUGUUUUAUAAAUGUGUCUAAAAUUACAGAUAAAUGAGGGUUUACUGAGGUGCAGAUAAAAAAAUCAGACAAGGUGAAGUGCAGUAAUAUUUGCCUCACUGGUGUGUGCAUCCGUCACACUUUUGUAUUGCGCAUUAGUCUGGCGCAUAUUAGAGAUAAAAAGAGUAUUGUAAAAGUGCAUGAGCCCUGCAUACCUGAACAACUGGAAAAGGGAAGUGUGGCUCUCUUCCUGAAAGAAUACUUGUGUGUUGAGACCAGGGAUAAAUGCGUCAAAGCUACCGGAUAAUAACUGGAAAAUAAGCUCUGGAAUUAUUUGCUCAGACAAACAAAGUGAGGUUGUAUAGGGUGAACUCUCAGUUCUUAAAUGGGUGCCACACUAAGGCAUAUUAACACGGUGUCUCAGGGAAAAUAAAUAAGUAAAUAAAAGGAAAAAGAAAUAAAAAAUUAAAAGUGGGGGAAAAAAGAGGAGAAAACACAAUGAUGGCAAGUAAAACUCCUGUAGAAUUUAUGAUAGAGAAACAUCCUUUAUUAAUAGAACUUAUUCAAAAAUGUUCUGAAAUGUGGCAUAAUAGACCAAUAGGCCUGUUGAGUGGUCAUUUGAUGUGGACUAGUGCAAAGAGAUGGAGGUGCUAAUUAAAAAACACAAAGUUGGUGAAAAGGGAAAACCCAGGGCAGAUAAGUGCUAGUGAUAAAAGUGUUUAGAGAGAAAGAGGAAAACACUGAUCAAGUGGCUCUAGCCCUUCUCCCAUAUACUCAGAUGCCUGUUACAAAAGUAAUUAUAAUGAGAGAUCAUGAAAUGACAAAGGAGAGACAGUCAGAAUCCCUGCUGUAUCCAAUGGCUGACCUGGAGACCAUGAAAAGCAGGAAGCACUUGGGGGAGGAGGAUGUAUGCCCCAGCAAGCACAAGUCAGGAUUUAGUGAGGAGAUACAGGAGCUGUUAAGAUGAACAGAAACAGAGGGUGAGCAGUGUGUGCAGGGGAAGAGCGUGAAUAAACAUCCCAAAAGAAUGCAAUACAGAAGGAAAGAGUACUAAGGGAAAUGGAGAAAAUGGCACAAGAAAUUUCCAGCAGUGGAGAGGAGCUUUUGAGGCAGAUGUAUUUGGAAGAAAAGGAAGCGAGAGGAGAGGAGGGUAGAUUACUCUCCACCCUUCCUGCAUGACCUUCAGAAGUGGAAAGAAGGCAGCAUAUCAAGCUACUUUGUUUGUCAAAGACAAUCAAAUGAACUCUGUACCAUGUGGUGUAUGGAUUUAGAUGGUUUAAUACAAUGAUUGCUUCUAAUACAUGAUGGGGCUGGGCCAUGGAUUACUGCAUUUGAGGAUGAAAUCAUAGCAGUGAUAUUGGCAGUAGGGGAUAUAAAGGCCUUGCUGGGCAGGCUACUGGGCAAAAGUACAAUGGAAGAAGUGUUGAUUGGUGCAGGAAUGACUAUGCAUGUGAGAACUCAGAAAGGAGAUGGAAAUCCCUUCAACAUACAUCGCAACACCAUGUGGGCGGAGCUAAGGUGAAGACAUCCCACAAGAGUGAAUCCGGAUGUCAUAAUAGAACAGCAACUCAAGGACAAAGAUAAUGGACAAGCUUAUGAUUUUCAGAUGAAAAGAAAAUGGCUGCAGCACACGGGGCAGGAUUCUGAAGCUGAUUCUUGCCCCCAAGCCCCUUUAAGGAAAAAUAUCAUCAGUAGCCUACCAACACCGGUUCAAAGCAAGAUGGAAUUAGGAAUUAAAGUAGGUAGGAAUUAAAGCCAUGCGCUUUGCACAGUUUGUAGAAAAUGUGGAGCAUGUUGUUCAAAGACACAGAAAACAACCGCUUAUCUACUGGAACUGUGUACAAGUAAGCAGCAAGGAGGUAUGUGUUUAUCUACUGGACCUCUUAUCUACUGGAACAGUGUACAAGUAAGUGUAAGAGUGGAGAACUCCUCCCUAUCUUUAUUUCUGAAAGACUCUCUGGGAUGCUUUUUAUACCCAAUCAUGUUAUUGACCUGUUUUCAAUCAACCACCAGGUGUUUUUUUUUUAGCAUUACACAUCUUUACCAGCAUUUUGUUGCCCCCAACUUUUUUGGAACAUGUUGUUGGCAUCAAAUUCAAAAUAGGCAUAUAUAUUUCAAAAAACAAUCAAAUUUCUUUAAAAAGUUUCUAGUUGUCUUUGUACUAUUUUCAACCACAUAUAGGGUUCGAAAAAUAUUUGCACAUCAUUGCAUUUUAUUUUUAUUUAUAUUUUGCACGGCAUCCCAACUUUCUUGGAAAUGGGGUUAUAUAAUCUGGAAGAUUUCUAUAUCUAUAAUCUAUCCCCUGUGUGCCCUGCAUCUCAUUUAUUUAUCUACCUCAAACUCACUAAUUGCACAUACGGAAAUGUGUACAACUGUACAUAUCAUAGUUUUAUUUCAGAACUUGAUUACUGUACUUUGGGAACAGUGCAGUACUGGUGUAUAUCUAAUAUUUUUGUAUUUAAGUACUACAAGGGGGCUACGUACCUAAGGUUUUCACUCACCUGUAUAAUAAACAUGAUUUGAUUUGAUUUGAAGUGUCGGAAUUCUGUCCGAGCCUUACAGAAUACUUUUCCAUCAUGCAGAUGACAGACCCAAAGGUUGUCCAACAGGCUGUUAACACUCAGGGCCAGCUCCUGCGACAACAUCACCAAUUCCUCACUGGAUUUACUCAGUCAAUCGAGAAGGCAGUGCAGCAGGGUUGGAUGUUUUUUGAGACCAGUAUGUACUUCAUCUCUACUGGACAGAAGAGCUGGAGUGAGAGCAGAAAGGACUGCAGAGAGAGAGGAGCAGACCUGCUGAUCAUAAAUAGCAAAGAAGAACAGAACUUUACAGAUAUACUGAGACGAGGACAGAGAGCUUGGAUUGGCCUGACUGACAGUGAGACAGAGGGGGUCUGGAAAUGGGUGGACGGCUCAACAGUGACCACUGGGUUCUGGAGAAAUGGGGAACCCAACGGUGCAGCAAAUGAGGACUGUGUUGUAACUGCAAAUAACUGGGCUGAUUUUCCCUGUAAUGACUGGUUUGUUGGGAUUUGUGAGAAAAGAAUUUUUAACUGAGAUUGUUUUAAAACGAAAGUCAGUGAAUAUCAGGAAUAUCAGGCUUUAAUAUUUCUGACAUUUUAAGUUGGGUCAUACUAAAACCAUUAUCCUCUAAAUGAAGGUGGAUUACCUGCUAGAAAAACAGCAUAGACCACCAUUACUGGUUACCAGCAAAAACAGCAUAUAUUGUGUUUUGGAUGCUGUUACGCAGGGUAGGCAUGAUGGUGGACUGAAUUCAUGUUUCUAAUAUUUUUUAAAUCAGUUUUCUAGAAAUGUACAGUCAACUCUUUCAUAACUUCAUCAUCUGCUCACACUUAAAUCAUUAAGCACAAUGUAUCAAAACUAUAUAGACCAAAUCACACUGAGUUAUUUUACUAUAAACAUGUCUACUGUUAAUAAAGAUCAUUUUAAACUGUACUCACUGAUACAGACACCACAGAACUGUGUAAUAGUGUCUGUCAGUAAGAGAAAAAAGGGUUCACAUUUAUUUGAAGAGACAGAGCUGAUGAUUAUCAUAGUUACACUGACGACACCCAGAUUUACCAACUCUCUCUCCAAAUGACUACAGUCCCAUAGACACUCUGUGUCAGUGCUUAGAGCAAAUAAAUGGAUGUUUGUGCCAGAAUUUCCAUCAGCUUAACAUCACUGAAUGUGUUCAGGAUUACUUCUAAACUGAACUGUGGAGGUGUGAAAAAUAUCCCUGCAGAUUUCUUUGAAAAACUGAAAGAAAGCUUUAUGAAAAGAAUGGAAGCUGAAAUAAAAUCAAGAGUGGACACAUUUAAUACUGAAUAUUUUAACAUUAUAUUUAGUUGUUGAGGCUUCUGUGUAAUUUUCUGUUUAAUGUAGGUUUUCUGACUGUAGUCAGACAUGUGAUCAGACAUCAGAUGUGUGAUCAGAAGGUUUGAAGGCUGAAUGAAGGCAGUGCAGGAUUGUUUUAUAAUCUGUAGCCUUUUAAAUAUCUGUCUCAUACAUCUGUUUUUGUACGUUUGACCUUUUAAUCAUAUUUGCAUAAAUUUCAUUUGGAAUGUUAAACAUGUAACUGUGUAAAAACUAUAAUUGUCUAAUACAUUUAAUGGAGCUGAAAUAGCAAUCAAUCAUGAAUAUGUGUUGGUAGCAACAUUUGUUGUGAUGUUUUUAUGUUUUGAAAACUCAUGAAUAUUUUAUGUUGGUGGUGUUUCACUGCAUCAGUUGUGCAAUUAUCACCAUCUUCCUGAAUGAUUAUGGAAUGGAGUCAUUCAGAUGAAUAAAACUAAACACAUUUUUAGAAUAAUUGGUAGCAGACGUUUUUUUUUAACAAAAACAACCAUUAAACAAAAUCACACAAACCCUGUUUGGAUCUGUGCCUCAUUUUGUGAUCAAUGUGAGUUUAAUCGCAUAUGGAAUAAUAUAUAUUCCAAAUGUGUUUAUCAAAUGUAUUUUUGCAAUGUAUGAAAAUGGCCAAAUGUAUUUGUUAAAUAUAUUGUUAAAAAGCCUUUAUUUGUUACUAUAUAUUGUUUUCAAUUGUAUGCAGUUUUAAUGAAGGUUACAGAUAUAAAUAAACAUACACGAACUGAAUGAA